Molecule: messenger RNA, 459 nt
Organism: Doryrhamphus excisus (bluestripe pipefish)
Lineage: Eukaryota; Metazoa; Chordata; Actinopteri; Syngnathiformes; Syngnathidae
Gene: atp5f1e
Product: ATP synthase F1 subunit epsilon
Biological process (GO): proton motive force-driven mitochondrial ATP synthesis
Cellular component (GO): mitochondrial inner membrane
Molecular function (GO): proton-transporting ATP synthase activity, rotational mechanism
Source: RefSeq, a predicted model, not a curated record
GGGGGCGGAGGUUAGUGAGCUGUCAAUCUCCAAUGCUUCGCGCUUGUAAAUGACGUCAUCACGCACGCGUCCGACCUGCCCUUGAAGCUACACUCGACUGACAAGAUGGUUGCAUACUGGAGACAAGCAGGACUCAGCUACAUCCGCUUCUCGGCCAUCUGCGCCAGCGCAGUGCGGGCCGCCCUCAAGCCGCAGGCGAAAAGUGAAGCCAUGAAGGCUGCAGAAGCCAGCGUCAAAGUUGUAAAACCCAAAACGGCAUAAUGUGAUCCUCUGGUGUAGCCCAUUCCCUCCUGUCCCUGUCUGCCAGAACCGUCUGACAUUUUUAUUUAGAGACCCCAAAAAGCGAUGGAUGACGUCAAGAUUGAUUUCUGCAACAGUACAGACAAAUGAAUUACUUACAUUUCCAGCACUGUUAUCAGUAAUUAAAACUGCAUUAAAGAAGAGUCAUGGGAAAGUGGA